CCCCCCACCCCCACCUAGAAGUCAAUCGAAUAGCUCAACCCUCUUGACGACCUUGAGCUCGACAGGAGAUCCAGAGAUCCAGGGAUCCAGCAUGGCCAAACGCUCAAGCCGUGAUCAUUUGCGGGCUUGGUCGGCCACGCUCAUGGCCUAUCGGCGAGAUGCAGCCUCCUUGGGGAUGGGCGCACCUCCCUCCGACAAAAUCCGACGCCACGAAGCUGACAUCGAGAAAUUGAUCCAGGUCCUGACCAAGAUCUCGGACGUGCUGGCCUUUGAAGACGAGGUCGAGUUUUUUCUGGAUGUGGCCUGGUAUCUCCAUCAUCAUGGGCGAGAUUACAAAUCCUCGAGCGUGUGGGCCCUCCUGGCCCUGCUCACCAAGUGGAGCGCUCAAAGUGGCCCCAUUCGAUCGCUCCUAGCUCAGCCCAUGGGAUUGGCCCCCUUUCUCACCCAGCUCUAUCUGACCUUACCGCCCACUAGCCAUGAACGCGGCCUCAAGGUCCUGGCCUUGUUGCGACACGUCACGGCCGCCCACCGGCCCAUCCGGCGAUGUGAGACCUUUGCCUUGGAUUUAGUGCCCAAAUUGGUGGAGCUCAUUCCGGGACCCGCAGGGGGCGAGGGACGAUCGCACAGUUUGUUCAUUUUGACUUCGUUGUGUCGUGGGAGUCGACUGAUGUCCAAGUUGGUGUUAUCCCAUCUGUCUGAGGAGCAACGUAAAGGCUUGAUCAUUCAACAUGAUGAGGACCCCAAAGUCAAGGUGCUCACCCGACAUUUGAAUUUCUGCUUGGGUCGUUUAAAUCUGUCAUUCCACGCCACGGCAUUGGCCAUGUUCGGCAAUGAAGCCCAUUUAUCCACCCUUUGCGAUGCUUUGUGUGCGGCCUACGCCGAAGAAGAGACCCUGCUCAUGGAAAGGUUUGGCCAAUUUCUCAGCGAUAUCAUUCAAGAAGCUUCGGCCCAUCGUAACUCGGAUGCGGAAGUCAGCAGCCCCUCGGAGAGUUCCACUCUUCACAUGAUGCAGCAAAUCAUCUUGGUGAUGGACUACCAAGAAGGCACUAAUGUUUUUGCCAACGAGAUCAUGUUCGGUUUUCUACGUCGUCUCCUAAAAUGGCACAAAGAAUUGAUAUCUAAUUCUAAAGACUCCGAGGCAAUCCUAGACUUGGUGCUCAAGGCCGUUCAUACGCACCUCGAUGCUCCCAAGGCCUAUGUAAAAGGAGACUUUGAGGCCAUUAGUCUCCUUGAAGAUGCGAUUAGUUGGUUCCAGUCACAUGGGACAAUGGAUUUAACACAGCGGCAGAAUGUCCGACUUCAACUAGAGCCUAUCAUUGCCAUUUUAGUGGUUGCUCUUGAAUCAAGUUCAGAGGGCCAAGCUUCAACGCAGGAAGCCAUUCUCAGGCUCUUCGGAACAAUCACAAGAGUUGGAGAUGAUUGGCACGAGUUGAUUCGAUCCAAAGUUCCCUGCAACCGAUUCCGACGUCUUCUAGAGAAUGAAUCCAACCCCACCCUUUUGGCAGAAAUGUUCGUCUUUGCCAAAGGCCAAUCGGAAUCUUGUACUGACGAAGAUUGGAAGCGGCUUUAUGAGACUUGUCUCUCGGAUCAAACGAUCACCCAAGUGAUGACGGGUCGCCUUCAAAGCUCGUCUUGUUCAAACGUGGAAAGAAAUCUGAUCCUUCACGUCAUGUCGAAUGGAACCAUUGAGCGGUGUCGACGAGUUUCUCUUUGCAAUCCCGAGGAGCUCCAAACAGGCGAGAGCGAGGAAGACAAACGGAAAUUCCAAGAUAUUAAAGGCAUGAAGGGAGACGACUCCCGUCUCGGAUUAGGCAGUCAGACGUCAUCGUGCUUUUCCUCUUCCUCCGGUUCUGCUUCCUCGUCCUUUUGCAUCUCCAAUUCUUUGCCGAAUGAAAACCAAAUCCUUGCCAUUGAGAACGCAUUAAACAUGGUUUGCAAAGCCACACAAUCCGGAGAUUUAAGGAAGGUUGAUUCGGUGGUUCCCGAACUAUUAGAUCUCGGGGAUUAUCGUCUAAGUAGCCAACAACGGAAAAUUGACAGCCUCAAGUCGGCCUUAAAGUCUUCCGACGAACGCAUCCAGCACCAGAACGAACAAAUUGCGACCCUUGAGACUGAGCUUUCGAAAACUUUCUCCAUACUUCGCUUGGUUUCGGAAAAGGCUCAAAACUUGGAGCUGGAUCUUGAAGAUGUUCGACUGCAGUUUGAGAGCCUGGAGAUGGAAGCCACAAACUUUCGAACCAAGGCCAACAAGGCAAUCCAGGCCAAAGAUGUGGAGAUCCAAGAUUUGGAAACUGAUCGAACCAAGAUCACGGCCAAGGCACUCAAAUAUAAGGAGCAGAAUGAAACACUUCAAAGCGCCAUCAAAGAGCAUGUUCAAGCGGGAGAAGAACUUCAGCACAAGCUCAAGAUUGAGGCCAAGAUGAAUGCGGACUUGACUACGGCCCUGGAGAAGCGCGAGGAGAAGCUCAAGAAAAAGGAGCGUCAAAUUGAGGAUGAGAUGAGCCACCGUGAGCAGUUGUCCGUCGACCUCGAGACCGCUAGAAAGGAAUGUGCCUCCCUACAGACUUUGACCAAGCGACAGGAGCAGGCCUUAGCCAAGAAGGACAAACUGUUGGCCGAUCAGAACAAUGAGUUGAGCGAGGCUCGAAGGAUUCAAGAGCAAAUCUUCAAUCUCUCCAAGGUGCGCAACGCCUCCUCGUAAGCUGAUUCAAAUUCACGAGCCUCCCCGGGAACAUUGGGUUGGGAAAUGUUACGAAAUUUGAAGCUAAUAAACAAUUACAAUUUCAAACAAA
This is a messenger RNA of Tigriopus californicus, 2792 nucleotides long. RefSeq lists its product as uncharacterized. The coding region runs from base 92 to 2701 and encodes 869 amino acids. Lineage: Eukaryota; Metazoa; Arthropoda; Copepoda; Harpacticoida; Harpacticidae. The transcript has 9 exons. The record is from RefSeq and is a predicted model, not a curated record.